This is a messenger RNA of Photinus pyralis (common eastern firefly), 1035 nucleotides long. Its product is annotated as golgin subfamily A member 6-like protein 22. NCBI's taxonomy places the organism in Eukaryota, Metazoa, Arthropoda, Insecta, Coleoptera, Lampyridae. The transcript has a single exon. The coding region runs from base 1 to 1035 and encodes 344 amino acids. The record is from RefSeq and is a predicted model, not a curated record.
AUGUUUUCACAGGAAAGUCAAGAUUUGUUCGGGAGCCAAGAAGAACAAGUGAACCCAAGUGGAGGGGGUAGCGGUGAACAACCACCACCUGAAGUGAGCCAUGAAGAAAAAAAAGAAACAAAGAAGACGGAACUCAGUGGCAGGAAAGAGGAGAUGGACCGGAUCACCAACAUGAUAGCGAUGCUGAUCCAAGUACAGGAAGAGGGCCAGAAGAAAAUGCAAGAAGGCCAGAAGAAAGUGGAAGGCGCGUUGCAAGAGGGCCAGAAGAAAAUGCAAGAGGACCAGAAAAAGAUGGAAGCGGGACAACACAGCAUGGAAAGGAAACUGGAAGAAACCCAGAGAGAGACCCACAGUUUAAUUGGAGGGUUAGAACAGCGAAUGGAAAGAAACAGGCAGGAGCUCCAAUACCAAACAAAAAUGAUGGUGGAAGAAUUGAAGUAUGAAGUCAAAGAAGAGGAAAAGAAGUUAGAAGAACGAGUCCAAAGCGAUAUCAAGAGAAGCAUACAAGAAACCAAUGGCAAGUUAAAGGCAGUAGAAACGGAAUUUGGUCGUCAACAGCAAGAAAUACAAAUCGUCCUUGAAGAAAAACUGGUCAGAAACCACGCAGAGGUAGAAGAGUUGCUGGAGACACAACAAGAAAAAAUACGCGAGUGUGAAACCGGAGUUGGGGAGCUGAAGACCCAGUGGGAAGAAAAUCAAAAGAAACCUCGCCCCAUCAACCCCACAUCUAUAAUUUAUAAAGCGGAUCACCUGCUUCACCAGAAACCGAAAAAAUUCGACGGGAAUAUUCAAACCGUACACCCGAUAAGUUUCGUAGAGAGCUUGGAGAACUACCUCCGUAAUUUCGAGCCCAAUGAAGAUAACAAGCUGGCUUAUGCCAAAGGAAUGGUGGAAGGCAACGCCAAGGCAUGGGCCGACUUAAACCGAAACAAAUGGAAAUCGUGGGAGGAUUUCAAAGAGGAUUUCAUCAAACAAUAUCCCAGCAAACACAAAUGUUUCAAUAAGAUCUCCGAGAUGUUGCAACUAAAGCUCUGA